This is a messenger RNA of Nannospalax galili (Upper Galilee mountains blind mole rat), 4350 nucleotides long. It is a transcript of the gene Nrdc, whose product is annotated as nardilysin convertase. The transcript has 33 exons. The record is from RefSeq and is a predicted model, not a curated record. NCBI's taxonomy places the organism in Eukaryota, Metazoa, Chordata, Mammalia, Rodentia, Spalacidae. Gene Ontology annotation, biological process: proteolysis. The coding region runs from base 319 to 3984 and encodes 1221 amino acids. Gene Ontology annotation, molecular function: metalloendopeptidase activity; metal ion binding.
GGGGUUCGAAAGGCUCUCUGGGUGCUCCGGGUCCCGGCAGGCCCCAUUGGUCCCUGCUCCCAUUGGCUGUUUCUGCGAACGUGAUGGCCGUCCGGCCUUGUGAUUGGCUUAGCAUAAGUAGCGUCAUCGGCCGUCAGGAGGUAUGAGGGAAGUCGGUGAGAGAGAGGCCGGGUUGGAGGAGGGGUUCAGGCCUGUCUUCCCCUGCGGCUGCGGCAGCAACAACGCCGGCCGCGGCCGCCUCUGGACCCCGGAGGAGGAGGGGCUGAAGGAGGAGGAGGGCCUGGGGAGCGGGAUGCCCUGCGCCACGCUUGCUGGUGAAUGCUGAGAAGAGUUGCGGUUGCUGCAGUCUCUGCCACCGGGAGGAAGUUGUGGUGUGAGCCAGGGCGGGAGCUCACGGCGCCGGGAAGAGUCGAAGCACGGGGUCUGUGCGAAGAACCGAGACCCUUUCCUACGCUCAUCAUGCCCGGAAGAAACAAGGCGAAGUCCACCUGCAGCUGCCCGGACCUGCAGUCCAAUGGCCAGGAUCAGGGCGAGAGCGGCCGGAUGGCCCGUCUCGGAGCGGAUGAAUCGGAGGAGGAGAGACGGAGCGGGACUCUAAGUAAUGCCGGCGAUCCCGAGAUCGUCAAGUCCCCCAGCGACCCCAAGCAGUACCGAUACAUCAAAUUACAGAAUGGCUUGCAGGCACUUUUGAUUUCAGAUCUAAGUAAUGUGGAUGGUAAAACAGGAAAUACAACAGAUGAGGAGGAGGAAGAGGAGGAGGAGGAGGAAGAGGAGGAGGAGGAUGACGAUGAUGAAGAUUCUGGAGCUGAGAUAGAGGAUGAUGAUGAAGAGGGUUUUGAUGAUGAAGAUGAAUUUGAUGAUGAUGAACAUGAUGAUGAUGAUCUUGAUACUGAGGAUAAUGAAUUGGAAGAAUUGGAAGAGAGGGCAGAAACUAGGAAAAAAAACACUGAAAAACAGCAGUCGCAGAACCUGUUUUUGCUGUGGUCAAAGCUGACUGAUAGACUGUGGUUUAAGUCAACUUAUUCAAAAAUAUCUUCAACCCUGCUGGUCCAGACAAGAAAUCUUUAUGGGGUAGUUGGAGCUGAAAGCAGGUCUGCACCUGUUGAGCAUUUGGCAGGAUGGCAAGAGGAGGAGCAGCAGGGUGAAACUGACACAGUUCUGUCUGCAGCGGCUCUGUGUGUUGGAGUUGGGAGUUUUGCUGAUCCAGAUGACCUGCCUGGGCUGGCACACUUUUUGGAGCACAUGGUAUUCAUGGGUAGCUUGAAAUAUCCAGAUGAGAAUGGAUUUGAUGCUUUCCUGAAGAAACAUGGGGGUAGCGAUAAUGCCUCAACUGAUUGUGAACGUACAGUCUUUCAGUUUGAUGUCCAGAGAAAAUAUUUCAAGGAAGCCCUGGAUAGAUGGGCUCAGUUCUUCAUCCAUCCACUAAUGAUCAGAGAUGCAAUUGAUCGUGAAGUUGAAGCCGUCGACAGUGAAUACCAACUUGCAAGACCUUCUGAUGCAAAUAGAAAGGAAAUGUUGUUUGGAAGCCUUGCUAGACCUGGACAUCCUAUGGGAAAAUUUUUUUGGGGCAACGCUGAGACUCUCAAGCAUGAACCAAAGAAGAAUAAUAUUGAUACACAUGCCAGAUUGAGAGAAUUCUGGAUGCGCUACUACUCGGCUCAUUACAUGACUUUAGUUGUCCAGUCCAAAGAAACACUGGAUACUUUGGAAAAGUGGGUGACUGAAAUCUUCUCUCAGAUACCAAAUAAUGGGUUACCUAAACCAAACUUUGGCCACUUAACGGAUCCUUUUGACACACCAGCAUUUAACAAACUUUAUAGAGUUGUGCCAAUCAGAAAAAUUCAUGCUCUGACCAUCACAUGGGCACUUCCUCCUCAACAGCAACAUUACAGGGUGAAGCCACUUCAUUAUAUUUCCUGGCUGGUUGGACACGAAGGAAAAGGCAGCAUUCUUUCUUACCUCAGGACAAAGUGCUGGGCUCUUGCAUUGUUUGGUGGAAAUGGUGAGACAGGUUUUGAGCAAAAUUCUACUUACUCUGUGUUCAGCAUUUCUAUUACGUUGACUGAUGAAGGCUAUGAGCAUUUCUAUGAGGUUGCUCACACCGUCUUUCAGUAUUUAAAAAUGCUGCAGAAGCUAGGCCCAGAGAAAAGAGUUUUUGAAGAGAUUCAGAAAAUUGAAGAUAAUGAAUUUCAUUACCAAGAACAGACAGAUCCAGUUGAGUAUGUGGAGAACAUGUGUGAAAACAUGCAGCUGUACCCAUUACAGGACUUCCUCACUGGAGACCAGCUUCUGUUUGAGUACAAACCAGAGGUCAUUGCUGAAGCCCUUCAUCAGCUAGUUCCUCAAAAAGCAAAUCUUGUUCUCCUGUCUGGUGCUAAUGAGGGAAAAUGUGACCUUAAGGAGAAGUGGUUUGGGACUCAGUAUAGCAUAGAAGAUGUUGAAAACUCUUGGGCUGAACUGUGGAAGAGUGAUUUUAAAUUAAAUCCAGAUCUUCAUCUUCCAGCUGAAAACAAGUACAUAGCCACGGACUUUGUAUUGAAGGCUUUUGAUUGCCCUGAAACUGAAUACCCUGUUAAAAUUGUGAAUACUCCACAAGGUUGCCUGUGGUAUAAGAAAGACAACAAAUUCAAAAUCCCCAAAGCCUAUAUACGUUUCCAUCUGAUCUCACCUCUGAUUCAGAAGUCUGCAGCAAAUGUGGUCCUCUUUGAUAUCUUCGUCAAUAUUCUGACCCAUAACCUUGCAGAACCAGCUUAUGAAGCUGAUGUGGCACAGCUGGAGUAUAAGCUGGUAGCUGGAGAACAUGGUUUGAUCAUUCGGGUGAAAGGAUUCAACCACAAACUACCUCUACUAUUUCAGCUCAUUAUUGACUACCUGGCUGAGUUCAGUUCCACACCAGCUGUCUUUACAAUGAUAACUGAGCAGUUGAAGAAGACCUACUUUAACAUCCUCAUCAAGCCUGAGACUCUGGCCAAAGAUGUGCGGCUACUAAUCCUGGAAUAUGCCCGGUGGUCAAUGAUCGACAAGUAUCGGGCUUUGAUGGAUGGCCUUUCCCUUGAUUCUCUGCUGAGCUUUGUCAAAGAGUUUAAAUCCAAACUCUUUGUUGAGGGCCUGGUACAAGGGAAUGUCACAAGCAUGGAAUCUAUGGAUUUCCUGAAAUAUGUUGUUGACAAGCUGAACUUCGUGCCCCUGGAGCAGGAGAUGCCUGUGCAGUUUCAGGUGGUAGAGCUGCCCAGUGGCCACCACCUAUGCAAAGUCAGAGCGCUGAAUAAAGGUGAUGCCAACUCCGAAGUAACUGUGUACUACCAGUCAGGUACCAGGAGUCUAAGAGAAUACACUCUUAUGGAGCUACUUGUGAUGCACAUGGAAGAGCCUUGUUUUGACUUCCUUCGAACCAAGCAGACCCUUGGGUACCACGUCUACCCAACUUGUAGGAACACAUCUGGGAUUCUAGGAUUCUCUGUCACCGUUGGGACUCAGGCUACCAAAUACAACUCUGAAACUGUUGAUAAGAAGAUAGAAGAAUUCCUUUCCAGCUUUGAGGAAAAGAUUGAGAACCUCACUGAAGAUGCAUUCAACACUCAGGUCACAGCUCUGAUCAAGUUGAAAGAGUGUGAGGAUACUCACCUCGGGGAGGAGGUGGACAGGAACUGGAAUGAAGUGGUGACACAGCAGUAUCUGUUUGACCGCCUUGCCCAUGAGAUUGAAGCAUUGAAGUCCUUCUCAAAAUCAGACUUGGUCAAUUGGUUCACGGCUCACAGAGGACCUGGAAGUAAAAUGCUCAGCGUUCAUGUUGUUGGAUAUGGGAAGUAUGAGCUGGAGGAAGAGGCCACCCCUUCUGGUGAGGAUCCAAAUUCUCAUGAAGGGAUGCAGCUAACCUACUUGCCACCCUCUCCUCUCCUGGCAGGUUCUACCAUCCCCAUUACUGACAUCAGGGCCUUCACAUCAACACUCAGCCUCUUCCCCUACCAUAAAAUAGUCAAAUAAACUGCACUCUCAUUGGCCCGAAGCAGUGUGUAUUUAAUGGGACUACACUACUGUUGCCUUAGGGCUUCUGUUGAAGUUUUGCACUGGUGACUUGGGAUUUGAUUUGCUUUCUCUCCUCUAUUAAGACUAACCCAGGGUUAUUUACUGUAUUAGCUGGCAAAGAGAAAUCAGCCGGGUGGGCAAUUGUGAGCCAAACGCUUACAUCAAGAGUUUGGGUGGGGAAGGCCUAGCCUGUGUUCUCUGAGGAGGAGAAUCCAGUUCCUAAGAGCCUAUAUGUAACUAACUAAUUUGUUACUAGUACCAAAAUGCUAGGUACCUGUUUUUUUAAUGUAUUUUGAAUAAAGAUAGUUCUCUUAUUUCCUUUCA